AUGCUUCGCUUAUUUGUUUCACUUUUGGUAAUUGUUUCUGGAACAUUUGCAAUUCAAUGUAAUACGGGUCUAAAAUUCAUCAAAGGAACAUCGGUUGGAACUGCAACAAUCAAUUGUGAAAAUUCUGGUGCAUAUUGUUAUAAUAUGACUGCAUCAGCUGCUUCAUUAAUUGAAGUUACCAAAGCGGGAUGCAGUAUGUGGAGAUGCAUGUUCGCUCAAAACAAAUGUAUUGGAACCACAUUCCAAAAUAUUCCAAUUUCAUUGUGUUGUUGUAACACUCCAUUGUGCAAUGCUGGUGGAGAAGGAGCUAUUCAAUCCCAAAAUUCUGGUGGAUGGAAUGCGGAGCCCGAGCAUCGGGUCACAAAUUUGAAUAAAGACGAAGUUCAAAGCAGAUUUGAUUCUGCGGAACUUGAUGAAGAUCAUCCACAUGGAAGUUCCUCGAGAGCUGCUCGUUCCGGCAAACCAGAUACCACUGAUCCAACAACUGUAGCAAUGGAAGAAUCGAAAAAUAUAACUGAAACAUCUGAAAUGUCUGAACCAGCAGAAACCGGAGAAGAAAUUGAUAUUCCAUUGAUUUAGUUCUUAUUUUUUCAAAUUAUAAAAUUGUUGUUUUUAUUAUAAAAUGAAUGACACCAAAUUUC
This is a messenger RNA of Caenorhabditis elegans, 641 nucleotides long. RefSeq names its product Activin_recp domain-containing protein (gene F35C12.7). The transcript is spliced from 4 exons. NCBI's taxonomy places the organism in Eukaryota, Metazoa, Nematoda, Chromadorea, Rhabditida, Rhabditidae. The record is from RefSeq and is marked reviewed. Bases 1 to 579 code for a protein of 192 amino acids.